Molecule: messenger RNA, 951 nt
Organism: Cuscuta campestris
Lineage: Eukaryota; Viridiplantae; Streptophyta; Magnoliopsida; Solanales; Convolvulaceae
Source: the annotation of a GenBank genome assembly
AGUGUAUUGGAUGGUGUGCAAAAAUGAAAGUGGUCAAAUAUAGUGGGAAGGAGGAAGUAUAUAGUAGCUUCAAUUCCCACCAUUGGUAGGGCACAUGCAUAACAUAGAGAUAGAGAGGGAGAGAUAGAAUGGAUGUGAGGAAGUUAAGGGCAGUUGUGGGGGUUGUAAUGGUGGGAUUGGGGAUGGUGAUAGGGCAGUCUAGUGGGUCCCCCACCUCUUUCAAAGACUGCUAUGCAAAAUGCUUUGUCUUCUGCAUGAUUGAGCCUUCCCAAACUCUGUGUUCUUGCACCACCAGCUGCCUCAAAGACUGCAUCUUUAACUCCGCCGCCGCCGCCGCCCACAUCCCUGAUGGUCACGCCGCCACCGCCGCCGCCUCCUCCUACAACUUCUGCAAGCUUGGCUGUGCCCUCUCCACCUGCUCCUCCAUCAGCACUAAGCAUCAACCCAAUAAAGAGGAAAUGAAUGGCUGUGUUGGGUCUUGCUCAGACAAGUGCAACAACAACUACUAAAUGCAAUGCUAAUUGCCAAAGGCUUCUUGAAAAAUUCAUAUUUCACUAUUAUUCUUCCAUCUGUUUCUUUUUUUUGUUAUUUGAUUUUAAGGAGAAAUUAUAUAUUAAUAAUCUAUAUGUUAAGACAAAUCAAACAAGAUCACACAUGACUAUAUUUAGGCUUACACAUUGAGAGAAUUUGAUGAGUCAAAGUGCUUAGAUGAACAGUUCCAAAAGUCAAAACUGGACGAAUACUCUGGGACGGAGGUAGUAUUUUUUAANUACCUCCGUCCCAGAAUAUUUGUCCACUUUCAUUUUUACACACCAUUCAAUACACUUCUUUAAUCCAUUUUAUCUUGUAAUUUGUAUAUUAAAAAAUUAUAGAAAUUAUAUAUUAAUAAUCUAUAUGUUAAGACAAAUCAAACAAGAUCACACAUGACUAUAUUUAGGCUUACACAUUGAG